Messenger RNA from Moneuplotes crassus, 576 nucleotides. The record is from the annotation of a GenBank genome assembly. NCBI's taxonomy places the organism in Eukaryota, Ciliophora, Spirotrichea, Euplotida, Euplotidae.
AUGAGUAAAGGAAAUCUCCAAUUGAAAAGACUCGUACUGAGGAAAGCAAGCUGAAGCUCCUCAGUCGACUCUAAGCGAGGAUUUUCAUUCUCGCAAUUGCCAGGGAAAGAUCAGAGAAAUAGCGAUUUGUGGUCUCCACUUGCAAACUCCUGUAAGCCUCAGAAGCAGGUGGAGUUCAAAUUCGAUGCCAAUUUCACAGAAUUUUUAAAACACAACCAUAAAAGUUGCCUUCAAGGGCUCAAUCCAAGAGUGGUGACUUAUGAAGGGCUCUCUGAGAUGUUCGAGUCUCGGACCAGACAAACAGUGAAGGUCCGAGCGAGGUUGAACAAGAGCUACUCAAGAGAGCGCCUUAGAGAGUCACGGAAGCCAAUUGAACAGAAGCAGAUGGUCAAGAUCGAGGAGAACUUUGAACUGCCGCCUGUCCAAGGGUUGUACAAGUAUGAACGGAGAGGAAAAGCCAGGCACAAGCCUUCUGAGUCACAGAAUAAGAAGAUCAAAUUGAAGAUAAAGUCCAGACUAAGGAUGCUCAAACAGGAUUUCAGCAGCAAAAAUUUAUUUAAAUUUCCCAGAAUCUAA